AUGACAGGAAUUAAUGAAAACAACAAAUACAUACCAAAAACACCAGAAACUUAUGAAGUAAGAUUUGUGGAACAGCAAAAUCAGCAAGAACAAAGCGAACAAAAAUCUACUGCCGGAAAAGCAGCAGAAUCAGUUGCUAAUGUGCCUUCUACUGUUAAGGAAGCAAUUGUUCCUUCGGUUCAUGCUUCGGAUAGCAAGGAAGAUAAAGGAAGCAGUAAUGAUGGUAGGGGAAGUCCUAAAAUAGUUCAAGCAGAUAAUAAAAAAGAAUUAUCUGAAAUCUUUGAAAAGGUUAAUCGUGCGAGAAAGGAAAGAAAUCUUUCUCUCCAAGAGUCCUAUGAUUUGUAUUUUGAAGCCAAAGAAAAAUAUUUGGUAGCAAAGGAGAAAGAAAGAACCGAAGAAGCGGGAGAAUGGAUGCUAGUCAUUUUUUUUCUAGUAGGAAGAAUAAAGUUAGGAUUAUUAAAGAAAGGUUGUGAUGAAGUUUUAGAAGCAUUUUCCGGCUAUCUUAAACCAAAUUUACUUGCUUAUCGGUAUAAGCCAUAUGACAUUCACCAUGCCGAAGUAAAAGAAAAAAUUCGCAAAAUCAGAGGACUAAUUAAGCAAUAUGAGGAAAGUUCAACGAGAAUAUAG
Molecule: messenger RNA, 627 nt
Organism: Entrophospora sp. SA101
Lineage: Eukaryota; Fungi; Glomeromycota; Glomeromycetes; Entrophosporales; Entrophosporaceae
Source: the annotation of a GenBank genome assembly